GCGGAAGGACAACAGAGCUGACUCAUCCAGAGCAGCUGCACUUGUGAGCAUUUCUGGAGCCCAAGCUCUUCUCACAGAGGGAGGGACAGAGCAGGCCGCAGACACCAUGGUGCCCCCCUCAGUCCCUGCCCUCAGAGGGCGCGUCCCCUGGCAAGGACUCCUGCUGGCAGUCUCACUCUUAAUCUUCUGGAACCCGUCCACCAGUGCUCUAACCAUUGAAUCAGUGCCAUACAAUGCUGCUGAAGGAAAAGAUGUUAUUCUACUUGUCCACAAUCUGCCUGGGAGUCUUAUCGGCUACGGCUGGUACAAAGGGGACAGAGUAGAUCCCAGUCAACAAAUUGCAUCAUAUAUGAUAGGCACACAAAAUACUACCCAAGGGCCUGCAUACAGUGGUCGGGAGAUAAUAUACCCCAAUGGAUCCCUGCUGUUCCAGAACACCACCCAGGAGGACACAGGAUACUACACCCUUCAAGUCAUACAGACAACUUUGCUAACUGAAGUAGGAAUUGGACAGCUCCGUGUAUACCGGGAGUUAACCAAACCCAACAUCACAAGCAACAACUCCAACCCCAUGGAGGUUGAGGACACUGUAGUGUUAAGAUGUGAACCUAAGACUCAGGACACCACCUACCUGUGGUUGAUCAACAAUCAGAGCCUCCCGGACAGCGCCAGGCUGGAGUUGUCCCUGGACAACAGGACUCUCACUUUACUCCAUGUCACAAGGAAUGACACAGGACCCUAUGAGUGUGAAACCCAGAACCCAGUGAGUGCCCGUCGCAGUGACCAAUUCACCUUGAAUGUUCUCUAUGGCCCGGACACCCCCAUCAUUUCCCCCUCAGACUCCUAUUACCGUGCAGGGGCAAACCUCAGCCUCUCCUGCCACGUGGCCUCUAACCCACCUGCACAGUAUUCCUGGCUUAUCAAUGGGAGGCCCCAGCAAUCUACACCGGAGCUCUUUAUUCUCAACAUCACUGUGAAUGAUAGUGGAUCCUAUACCUGCCUCGCCCAUAACUCUGUCACUGGCCUCAAUAGGACCACAGUCAAGACUAUCACAGUCUCAGAACCAGUGGCAAAGCCCUCUAUCCAAGCCAGCAACACCACAGUCACAGAACAUGAGGAUGCUGUGGUCCUGACCUGCCUCACACAAGACACUGGGAUCUCCAUCCAGUGGUUCUUCAAUAACCAGAGCCUACAGCUCACAGAGGGGAUGAAGCUGUCCCAGGACAACAGCACACUCACCAUAGACCCCGUCAGGAGAAAGGAUGCCGGGGACUAUCAGUGUGAGGUCUCCAACCCGGUCAGUUUCAGCAAAAGUGACCUCCUCAGCCUGGAUGUGAAAUAUGUUCCAACACAAGGAAGUUCUGGCCUCUCAGCAGGGGCUAUUGCCGGCAUCGUGAUUGGAGUGCUGGCCGGUAUAGCCCUGAUAGCAGCCCUGGUGUACUUUCUGUAUAUCAGAAAGACUGGAGGGGCAAGUGACCAGCGCGAUCUCACAGAGCACAAACCCUCAGCCUCCAAUAACAGUCAGGGCCACUCUGACAACUCCCCUAACAAGGUCGAUGAAGUUACAUAUUCUUCCCUGAACUUCAGUGCCCAGGAAUCAAAGAAACCAACUUCAGCCUCCCCAUUCCCAUCAGUCACAGAAACAGUUUAUUCAGAAGUAAAAAAGAAAUAAUGCAACCUGUCCUGCUCGCUGCACUGCGGACUUAUUCCAAGCUUCUCAUCCCCAUCACUAGAAGGAUCCCUUCACCCUCAGGGAAAAGAGGAAGAAGCCUCUUUCCU
Messenger RNA from Ceratotherium simum simum (southern white rhinoceros), 1779 nucleotides. RefSeq names its product CEA cell adhesion molecule 5 (gene CEACAM5). Lineage: Eukaryota; Metazoa; Chordata; Mammalia; Perissodactyla; Rhinocerotidae. Gene Ontology annotation, biological process: signal transduction; regulation of immune system process. Gene Ontology annotation, cellular component: cell surface; plasma membrane. The record is from RefSeq and is a predicted model, not a curated record. Gene Ontology annotation, molecular function: protein tyrosine kinase binding.